CAGCUGUUACUUGAUCAUGACAAAUCUGUUCCUUUUCUUGUUUGCCAGUCUUUCUUGUCUACGUAGAAUGUGAUCCACGUUUGUUAUCUACCUCUGGUUUAUCCAUUUUAAUCAAUGCUGCCAUGCAAUCACUAAUUGUCGUGUUGUCGACGUAGCUAAAUGACCAAACAGCUUAACUUAUCAUCAGCUUUACCUCAAAAACAAAUCUUGCAUAGAUAUUACAUUAGUAACACAAAACUGACUGGGAAAAAAAAGUACAAAAUCCCUAAAAGUAUUAAAUAUGCAUAUUUUCUAUUAAAAAAUUAUCAUUUUAGUGAAAUAUUUCACAAUUUUUCAACAAGUUUUCUCUCUCUGCUUCAAAUAGAAAUUUGGCAAAAGAAAGGAACACCAUUAAAUAUAAAACCAUCACAACAAACUUGAGGCUUUAAACAUCAAAUUAUUUAUUGUUUUUUAAUUCUAAGAAGAUUCUUCACUUUAAAGAAAGAACAGAAAGGCGAAAAAAAAAAAAAACUGACAAAACCCAGGUACUCAAUUUGAGUUCAUUCAUUGAUGGGAAUAUUAAAGAUAAUCAAGGAUUAUUACUAAUUACUGAACUGAUAUCAGACCUGUCCAAACACAUUAUUUAAGCACCAGAAUUUAUCAAAAUGGAUAUGAUGCAACUAUUGAAAGUUGCCGCUGUAAUUACAGCUGCUCUUUUAGUAUGGAGUUGUGAUAAUGUUUCUGCCAAUUACCUGAAACGGACCAGCAACACAGCUCUUUCUUCUUACAUGAAUUUAGAACAACAAUUUGCUUUGGAAUCAGAAAUCAUCAGUUUAAUGCAAACCUUGAAAAUAGAAGAGAUGCGAGCAAAAAAAGAUACAGAAUUAGAUUUAAACGAAAUAGAAAUUCAAGUUAAUCAAUCCAAAGCUGUCCAUAGAGUUGUUGGCACUGAUCUUGAAGAAUAUCUUAACCAUCCUUUUAAUGCUUUCCAUUUAAUAAAACGGCUUUAUUAUCAAUGGCUAAAGAUCCUUAAGAAAAUUCUUGGGAAGAAAAUUCAACACAAAGGUCUGCGUUUGAAGUUAGAUAAUUUGGUUGAGAGUUUCCCUGAUGAAGAAGACUUCAUCACAAUUUCAUGGGGUCUAGCUAGGAUGCAAUAUCUCAAGAACAUAGACCUCACACUUCUAGUGAAUGGCACUGUCUUCAACAAACAUUCCCUACAGAAACCAACAGUCACUGACCUUUUUCAGAUUUCACGAAUGAUUUUUGAUGAAGGAAACUUCUACACUGCUAGUCAAUGGUUGCGGGAAACUCUGAAAAUAUGCAAGAAGAGUGGCGAGAAAAAUAAGUGUUCUGAUGAGUUGCUAGAUAACAAGACACUAAAUAUCACCAACAUCUUAAAUCUGUUAGCAUCUUCUUUGUUUGAGAUGGAACAAUAUGACGAAGCAGUUAAGGUUUUACAAGAACUCCUUGAUGUUGAUCCCCAUAAUAAUCGUGCAAAGGAAAAUAAGAAGUUUUUUGAGAAGAAACUGAAAUCCAAAAAAAAGGCUCCAGGCAAAAUGGAACCUAAAGUGCCAGAAGAUUUUCAAGAGGCAAACUAUGAGAAAUUAUGUCUGAAACAAGUUGUUCAGCCUGUUGAGAAAACAUCAAGACUCUAUUGUUACCUACAUCCGACACAUAAACAGAUAUUAUUUGGAAAAGCAGAGAUUCUUAGUCUGAAGCCUCGUAUUAUUUUAUUCCACGAUUUGGUGAAUAACAACAUCACUGACUCAAUAAAAGCACUUGGUAUUAAGGAGAUACAGUCAGUGCUGGAACUUAAUAUAUACAAAUAUGAAAUGCAGGGGAUUUCACUUGAUACAAGAAUGAAAUCACAGAAACAAAAUGAGCUGAAAAGACAUUUUGCAAAUUUAAAGAACUUGGUAUUCCCUCCACUGGAAUCUAGUGUUAUGGAGAUUCGUAACUUUGGACUCCAAGGCUUUUUUGCACCUCUGUAUGCACCAGUGCCAACUGCAGGUGGACAAAUUGGUUCUUUUUUGGUUGCUUUGAAUGACGUCUUGGAAGGAACUGAAAUUGUCUUCCCAUUUGGCAAUAUUACAGCUACUGUAAAAAAGGGAUCUGCCCUCUUCUGGUAUGCUAUUCAUCUAUACCCAGCAAUCUGCCCUAUAUCUCAUGGUUCAUUGUGGCUUGCCUCUAUUGGGUACUAUGAAGGCAAAGCUAAUUACUGUCGAAUGACACAGAGAAGAGCAUGGGACUUGCGAUGGCGACCACAAAAGAAACGGAAACCACAAGUAACUAUGAGUAAUACUGUUAAUGAAAAUAAAAAAUCUUAAUAAUCUCUACAAUUAA
Molecule: messenger RNA, 2322 nt
Organism: Octopus sinensis (East Asian common octopus)
Lineage: Eukaryota; Metazoa; Mollusca; Cephalopoda; Octopoda; Octopodidae
Product: prolyl 4-hydroxylase subunit alpha-1
Exons: 14
Coding region: 645-2306 (553 amino acids)
Cellular component (GO): endoplasmic reticulum
Molecular function (GO): procollagen-proline 4-dioxygenase activity; protein binding
Source: RefSeq, a predicted model, not a curated record